AUGAUUGAUCGACUACUUAAUCCCUAUGAUUCCCCGACUUUUGGCAAAUCUUUGCUGCUAAGAGUGGAUGGUGCAAUUGGAGCCAUGUCACUAUCUCCAAAUGGGAGAGAUGCUGUAUUGGCAGGCCGACGAGGAUUGUUUGUAAUUGACAUGGAUGAUCCAUUCACCCCUCCCCGUUGGUUGCACCAUAUAACUUCAUGGGAAGUUGCUGAUGUCCAAUGGUCACCUCAUGCCGCAGUCAAACCUUCGUGGUGUGUAUCAACUUCGAACCAAAAAGCGCUCUUGUGGGAUUUGAAUCGACCGUCCAACAAUGCCAUAGAGAACAUUCUACACUCACACUCGAGGGCAAUUUCAGAUAUAAACUUUCACCCAUUUGACCCAGAAAUGCUAGCAACAUGCUCUAUUGACACUUUUGUUCUUUGCUGGGAUAUGAGGACACCUAGAAAACCAGUUGCAAAAUGGGCCGACUGGAGAGCCGGUGCCAUACAAGUUAAAUGGAAUCAUGAAAACCCAUAUGAGAUUGCUCUGACUCAUGACAACUCGCUUUAUAUUUGGGAUACUCGAAAGGGUGCACUCCCUGUCUUUAAGGUUUCAAAAGCCCAUCAGGGCAAGAUAAAUGGACUUGACUUUACUCAAGGAUUGAAGAACAUCAUAACUUGCUCCAAUGAUCGCAGCAUAAAGUUUUGGGAUUUGGAAAGUGAUGACGCAAAGAAGGCGGUUUCCCAGUUUAAUUAUUUCGACAGUGGGGCGGAGAAUGAUUUAAGACCUAGUGUUGUUAUCGAGGCAGAUUUCCCUAUAGUGCGAGCACGAGCAUUGCCAUUUGGUUCAGACAAGGCUUGUGGUGUCAUGCCUUUGAGAGGUGGAAAUGAUGCAAUACACAUUAUAAACUAUGAAGAAGCUCAUCAAAAAUACUUGGCCACUAAUAAAACUCAGCAAUAUAAAGGGUCCUCUGCAUACACCUUUGUCGGUCAUCAUGGCCCAAUCAAAGAUUUUCUAUGGAGAACAAGACACGAGACCUAUGACGGAUUCGUCUCAAAGAAUAAUUGGAAAGAGUAUCAGUUGGUUACAUGGUCCGAUCUGGAUGUUGACUUGAAAUUGUGGCCAAGUGAUGAUAAGUUGUACAGACUGGUUAACUAUGAUCCGACAUUCUUUAAUGUCUUUAAAAACGACCUGGAAUCUGACCUUUCCACAACAGGAAAGUCUGAGAAGCAGGUGACGUAUAACUAUGAGACAUAUUGUCAGGAACCGGAAGUCACAAUUGAUGAUUUGGCAAAAACAAAUGGAGGAGAUUUGUUGUCUGCGUUGACGUCAUAUCAGAUAUCAGAAAAGCAUAGGCAAUUAGGACUAGAGAUUAGUCAACUUGAUCAUUUGAAUUGGAUCUCCGGGGUGCGUAUGGGUCACGCGGGUCGUGGCGAUCGAAAAGAUAGCUCUGUAUAUGGUGAUGGCGAGACCCCGUCUAACCUAGGGGAAGAGGUCAGUAUAGUGGGACACAAGUUUCCAUUCAUCAGGUUUGAAAAGAUUUCAGUAUCAACAGGUGACUUGGUGAUCAGUCUCAGAGGGCCAGCUCCAGUAACUAAUUCAAAAGCGCCAGACCAGCGUCGAUCGUUGGACUCUUCUGAAAACACUCGACUUGCCAUAACAGCUGUUAAUUCAACAAUGGACAAAAGUAUCGUGAGCGAUGAUGGAAAAGAGACUGAACACAAGAGCCAGGUUGAAGAUAAUUUGGUGGAGUCUCAUCUCAGUGAGCUGAUUGAUAAUGUAGCUGAACAGAAAUUAGUAUUCAUUCGGCUUGCACUUAGCUUCCCUCGGUCAUAUCCUUAUCUUGAGCAGAUUGAGUUUGACAAGAGCUUAUCGAAAAAGAGAGCCCAACGAUUGCAGAAGCAGAACUCGAUAAAAUUCAACAUUGAAGAGACUCACGAACUUAGCAAAGAUAUGAGGCUUGCGAUGGAAAAUAGUUUGGAAGAAAUUGCACAGUUUUAUACUAAUAGGUAUCAACAAUUCUGUCUUGAGCCGUGCUUACGAUACCUAAUGGGAGAAAGGGUUGAUCUUGAUGAUGAAGCAAUGGCUGAGACCAGAGGAGAAAACAUUGACGACGACACAUCUUUCCCGGCAGAAGUAGGAGAUGAGGAUUGGGUAGAUGACUUGAUUAACCAACAACCAGGAUUUCAUGGAUACUCGUCAGGUGAGGAUGCGGAGUAUGAUGAUUUGAUUCCAGCUGCCAGCGUCAACACUCUAAGCCAUAGAGCUCAAUCUCCAGGUAAUGUUAACCUCGACUUAAGUGAUAUAAAAGGACAAGGCAAUUUUGAUUCUACACCGAUCCCAAAAGGGUGUGGUGCUGUGUGGUCACCAAAUGGACUGUUGGUUUGCUUUUUCAUUCCAAAGGAUAACCGACCGACUGAAACCAGUAGUGGCAACAACCACCAAAAUUUGAGAUUAUUUAAGCAUUCCGAUUUAGGCGUGAAAGAUGCGCAAAGUCCAAGACUGCUAGCUGAUGUUUCUCCAGAACUUGAUGCUGCUGACUUGAGUAAUUCAGACUCAGAAAUGUCUGAUGGAAACCACUCUGACACUUCGUCCUCUGAAGAUUACUUUGAGGAGGAUUUUGAGGAGAUUUUAAAACACGAUUCCUCGUCUAGAAGCAGAGUUCCUGUCCCAUUAAGAUCAAAUUUUGGGUUAGGUAGUCGUUUUAUUUCCAACGAAGGCAGACACAAGUCAUCUUUGAAAAAGUUUACUAGUCAUGGAGAAACUUUGUCCAAUUACAAAUCAUCAGUUAAGGAUGAGAGAAAGAAGAGCAGAAUUGAUUCCAAGGGCGAUAUUAAAAAUGUUGUGGUAAUUAUUGAUUUCAGCCAUUUGUUACCGAAUAGGGUAGAAUUGGCUAGGGAAUACAAGCUUGUCGGCGAUAAACCCGAGAAUCUUGCUGGUUUUAAUUCAAAAGUGGCUUUAAAGUAUGGGCUUGAGGAUAUAGCUCAAGUAUGGAGAAUAUUGGAAAUUAUAUUAAGCAACAAUGUCAGGAGCAAUGUCGAAGUUUCUCGCUUGACCCUGAAGUUGGACAUCAAAUCAUCAAAUGCAAAAGACAGACCAAGUGAAGUUUUUUCAAUAUGGGGGACCCAUCCAUUUGGAUAUACUUGGCUCAUUAGGGAAAUUUUCAAUUACUUUGUCGAAAGGCAAAACACGCAAAUGCUCGCAACGAUGUCUUGCGUUUUACAUAAAACCCCAUAUACAAUGCAUCAUUUUGAUCCAAACGACAAGGAAGAAAGUGAACUUGGCUCUCAUCUCGAUCAUUUGUCAAGUCAUCAAAGUCUGCAAACGGACGCGGUCAAACACUUUGAGCACACUUUUGAACCAAACAGACAUUCACACACCCGGACAAGUUCGAGAAACGUUGAUUAUCCUCAUUCUGUCACAUCAUCAUUUGACAAUUAUAGUACACGCACGGGUUCUGUGGACAGGUACGGUCACGGAAGGAAAUUUGGCCAUUCUUUUUCUGCUUUAAAUUCGAAAAACGGUUCCCAAAGCUCACUAACAGAAUCACCAUCGGUGCAUCGUGUCUCUACACCAAAGCUGAUGUCUCAUAUGCUGAUCAAUAAGCUGAAGACUAUAAAUAGGCCAGUAACUGAAUUGAGACACCAACCACCACCAGUAAUCACAAUUGACAUGCAGAAUGUGGAGGAGUUGGAUUUAUUUGAAGACUCGUACUCCUCGUUAAUUCCUGAAUUUUUAGAUGACACAAAGAUGAAGAUGUACCGACUGCAAUAUGCCGAAACGUUGUAUGAAUGGAAUCUCCCUGUACAUCGACUAGAAGUGUUGAAGUUUAACUAUGAUGGCGCUGAGCAUGAUCACAUCUACGAUACUCACGAUCACUAA
Lodderomyces margitis is the source of this 3861-nucleotide messenger RNA. RefSeq lists its product as uncharacterized. NCBI's taxonomy places the organism in Eukaryota, Fungi, Ascomycota, Pichiomycetes, Serinales, Debaryomycetaceae. The record is from RefSeq and is a predicted model, not a curated record. Gene Ontology annotation, molecular function: protein binding. Bases 1 to 3861 code for a protein of 1286 amino acids. The transcript has 2 exons.